Salvelinus namaycush (lake trout) is the source of this 5161-nucleotide messenger RNA. Its product is annotated as glucocorticoid receptor-like. The transcript is spliced from 10 exons. The record is from RefSeq and is a predicted model, not a curated record. Gene Ontology annotation, biological process: nuclear receptor-mediated glucocorticoid signaling pathway; regulation of DNA-templated transcription. Lineage: Eukaryota; Metazoa; Chordata; Actinopteri; Salmoniformes; Salmonidae. Gene Ontology annotation, molecular function: steroid binding; zinc ion binding; DNA-binding transcription factor activity. Gene Ontology annotation, cellular component: nucleus. Bases 1193 to 3460 code for a protein of 755 amino acids.
UACGGACUGUGUUGCGCCAUUGAAAUGAUUCGUGUUAGUCACAGUUUGCCGUGCUUUUGAAGUUUACACAAUUGUGCCGAACUUAAAUGUCUCUAUAUAACGUUGUUAGUUUGUGUUUAGAAUAGCUAGCUAGCUUCACAUACUGCAGUGUCACCUGGAGCGCGCCUCAAGGACGUCGUCUACAAAGUUUCUUUGCGUUGGAAGUUGAGUGGCACGCGCUCCGUUUGGCUAUAGCUAGCUAGGACUCUGUUUUCGUACUUAUUGGCUAGCAAUGUGUUGUCAUUCGUAAGUAACAUCAUAUGUUUUAACUCAAUCAUGUGUUAUAACUAGUCAUUAUUGACAAACGUUAACAAAGUCCACGCUUUGAAAGGUAGUAGCUAGCUACCCAACGUAAGCUAGCUAACGUCGCUACCAUUGGUUAUAGCUAGCGAAAUUAGCUAACGUUGCAUGGACGAGUUUGGCGUAACUUGAUAAAUAGAGGCAACGUUACAAGUAAUCGAAUACACUUUAAAAGUGUUUUUCUAUUUGCAAGUUAGCUUGUUUACUGGAUACGUUAUUUAUACAUUGGCUUGAGAGGCCAGCCGACGUGUGCAGCCGUGUUUUUGACAGCUUUUUAGAGUAUAACGGUAGUCCCGUUUGUCUUUAGAGGGGCGUUUACCGUGAAGUGUCAAACUAGCCGCCCUCAAUUUGCUAAUGUGCAGCACCAGCUAAUGUUUUAAUCUGUAACUACUGUAACGUUAACGGUAGCUCGCCAGCUAGCUUGGAUAUUAUGUAAUGUCAAUUAUUAUUCUAUUCUACUGUACUGCAUCAUAGAGUGCUGGUUAUGUCAAUUCUGCUGUCCAUUUAGAAUUUAUAGCUAACGAAUUCAUGUUAGUUUUUGCUUACUGCCUGAGUUCAGUAGAUUGCUAGCAAAAAUAGCUAACUUGACUGCAUCCUGUUAGCUUCUUUAACGUUUUCCAGCCCCAGAUAUAAACUGUAGAUAGCUACGUCACGUGAGCAAGGGAAUAACAGCGCACGAACUAGCUACAUCAAUACUUUUUCAACGGGGAUGCAGCAAACCAUUCAGCGUUACACGAGGAAUAUUUCCUGUGAAGACGGAUUAGAAGCCACAGAGCUCAGAAUUCCAGCAAAGUAGAACUGAAUGGAUAUGAUCUAGUUUGGAAAACUCCCAUUUCUGACUAAGGAUCAAGAAAUGGAUAACCAGGACAAGAGCUUAGAUGGAGGUGAAGAGGGAAGCUUCUCGGUUAACGCAGGCAGUUCCAAGUCCACCACAUUAACUUCCGUGAUGCAUUUGCCUGGCUCCACACCCCAGCCUCCAGCCAGAGACUCCUCUAACGGACUGAAUGUCACUAAGAUUCAGGGUGAGCUCUCCACAGCAGGGACAGCCUCCAUUGGACUCUCUAUAGAGGAGGCUGAAGUGAAGUUAAUGGGCAAGGCCCUGAGAAUGCAGAACGCACAGAAACAGCAGCAGAAUCAACAGCAGCAGCUGUUUGAAAACUUUGCUCUGUUGGAGGAGAGCAUUUCAGAUUUGAAUAGAUCCAACACCCCAGGGAGCUCUGUACUUGGAUGUUCUAAUUACCUUUUCCCUCUGAAAACUGAGGACUUUUCACCAAUGGAUAAGGACAGGCUUGACAUGGGGACAGUCAGCUUUGGACAGUCACUGAAGGACUUGGAUGUCAACGAGAGGCUCCUUGGUGACAAUACGCUGGACAUUCUGCGGGAUUUGGACUUGCCUGGCUCUCUGUCUGACCUGAAUGAGUUUUACCUGGCUGACGAGGCCGCUUUCCUUUCCUCCCUGUCAGUGGAUGAUGCCCUGCUCGGUGACGGCAACAUGGAAACCAAGCCCAUAGUCAGUAGCAGUGGGGGAAACUGUAAAAAUGUGAAUGGUGCGGACCAGCAUCGGCAGCAACUGGGCCCAGGGAUCUCCAUGCCUGUCAUCAAGACAGAGAAGGACGCUGACACCUCCUUCAUCCAGCUUUACACCCCAGGUGUAAUCAAGCAGGAGAACGAGCGCCAGAGCUACUGUCAGAUAUCCAGCCUGGACAUACCUGGUACCCACAGCUCGGUGGGCUCCAUGAGUGGGCCGAGUUACCACUACGGCGGAAACACAUCGACGGCAGUGCGCGUACAACAGGAUCAGAAGCCUGUCUUUGGCCUGUAUCCGCCACUGCCCUCAGUCAGUGAUGGCUGGAACAGAGGCCAGGAAUUUGGGGAUGGAUCAGGGAUGUCAACUCCAUCCAGCUCAUCUUUUCCUGUCAGCUUCAGCAGUCCAACGGCCAGACCCGAGGUCAGCAGCUCCACAUCUUCAGCCCCUGCCAAGCACAGCGGUCCAACCCAUAAGAUCUGCCUGGUGUGUUCUGACGAGGCCUCUGGCUGCCACUAUGGAGUCCUCACCUGCGGAAGCUGCAAGGUCUUCUUCAAGAGGGCCGUUGAAGGAUGGAGAGCACGACAAAACACAGAUGGACAACACAACUAUCUGUGUGCCGGGAGGAAUGACUGCAUCAUAGACAGGAUCCGCAGGAAGAACUGUCCGGCGUGCCGCUUCCGCAAGUGUCUCCAAGCAGGGAUGAACCUGGAAGCAAGGAAAAACAAGAAGCUGAUCCGAUUUAAAGGUCAGCAGGCCACGACAGAGCCGAACGCACCUGAUGAAAGGGCAUGCACCCUGAUCCCAAAGUCCAUGCCCCAGCUGGUGCCCACCAUGCUGUCCCUGCUUAAAGCCAUCGAGCCAGAGGCCAUUUACUCUGGCUACGACAGCACCAUCCCCGACACCUCCACCCGCCUUAUGACCACCCUCAACAGGUUGGGCGGACAGCAGGUCGUUUCAGCCGUCAAGUGGGCCAAGUCCCUACCAGGGUUCCGGAACCUUCACCUGGAUGAUCAGAUGACUCUGCUGCAGUGCUCCUGGCUGUUCCUCAUGUCAUUCGGCCUGGGCUGGCGCUCCUACCAGCAGUGUAAUGGGGGCAUGCUCUGCUUCGCCCCUGACCUGGUUAUUAAUGAUGAGAGGAUGAAGCUGCCCUAUAUGACCGACCAGUGUGAGCAGAUGCUGAAGAUCUCCACUGAGUUUGUGAGGUUGCAGGUGUCCUACGACGAGUACCUGUGUAUGAAAGUCCUGCUGCUGCUCAGCACAGUACCAAAGGAUGGAUUGAAGAGCCAGGCUGUGUUUGAUGAGAUCCGCAUGACCUACAUCAAGGAGCUGGGGAAGGCCAUCGUCAAGCGGGAAGAGAACUCCAGCCAGAACUGGCAGAGGUUCUACCAACUCACUAAGCUACUGGACUCCAUGCAGGAGAUGGUGGGGGGCCUCCUGCAGAUCUGCUUUUACACUUUUGUGAAUAAAUCCCUUAGUGUGGAGUUCCCUGAAAUGCUGGCCGAGAUCAUCAGCAACCAGAUACCAAAAUUCAAAGAUGGGAGUGUCAAGCCGCUUCUGUUUCAUCAUGCCUUAAACCAUGACACAAUGCCUUAAAACCCCAGCCUCCCCUCUCGCCAGCCAGACCAACCUGUUUUCCCUGCAGACGUCCCACCAGGUCCCCUACCAGUACGGAUUAAUGUAGUGAGAGUGUGCACUCAAAUUGGUUCCCAGAGGACUUGGGUAGAGAGAGAAUGUGAAAAAGAGAGAGAACAGGAGUGUAAGAUUGACACUGACCAUGAGCGACAUGGCAACAAACUAACUGACCCUUCUGGAUGAAACAAGGAUUCAACUGUUCUAGAAUCGCGUUUAGACCGUGAAUCACUUCAAAAGACUUGAUUAUUGUGAGAUUGGAGGAAUCAAAUUUUAACAACAAAAAGAGAAGAAUAUUUUCUAUUGAUUUAAUGCAUGCACAGACCGCUGAAACGUUUACGCAAGAAUAUCAGAAAAGGGAAAACGUGCCUUUUUUUUUUAGCUUUACAAGCUUUCCAUAGCCAUUUUUCUCAAACUGUCAAAAGCAAGUAUUUUGCAUAGGAAUUUAAUAUAAACACCUUUGUAUGUAUUUGUGUCUGUUCUCUUUCUAAGCAGCCAUGUUUAUUUUCUAAAAUGUGUAGUUAAAUGAUCCCCAGAAGUGAAGUGUACAGUAAAUAAUAAAACCAACAAUAUGUUCAAUUCCAUUCUCCGCAACCUUUCAGCAGUUGUUAUGCUCAAACAUUAGGUUGAAUAGAAGGUUCCUGCCCAUGUCUGAGCGUAUGUCACAGACAGUAUAUCAGGGUUCCCCAGUCAGUAAUGGGCCCCCCUGGGUCCAUGUUUUGGUUUUUGCCCUAGGAAUACACAGCUGAUUCAAAUAACCAACUCAUCAUGAAGCUUUGACUAUUCUAAUCAGCUGUGUAGUGCUAGAGAAAAAACGAAAAGUGCACCCAGGGGGGACCCCAGGACCGAGUUUGGGAAACCCUGUAGUACAUCAUAAUUCAACAGUAAGAGAAAAAAAAGAUCAGAUCAACUUUUAUGUAUGUAAUAGGUUGUCUUCAUGAUAAAAGCAAGACUCCAUCUUAAAACCAUCCAUGAUUUGCGAGUUAAAUGAAAAGGGCAGCAUUGGGCUAGGGAGAUGGGAUGGGAGUUUGCAGAAUUGGUUAAUGAUCAUAUGAUUGGUGUGUAUAUGUGAGUGAGAGAGCGCAAAAAGGAAACGGCCUGAACACAUUUGUUUGUUCAUAUGAUAUUAAAACGUAUGUAUCUUUUAUAUGAUCCGUCAAGCUGAAUUUUAAAGAGCAUACGCACAGUCACUAUUCUCUGGGAGUUUCAAACAAAUUCUUAAAUUACCCAAGCUUAAAAGAAAAAUCCACUCAAGUGAUAUUUUGUUUUGUUUUUUUCAUUGGUCUACUGUUGAAACAGUCCCAAAAUGAUUUGCAUGUCACCAGUCAAGUUUUCAAGAUGUAGGAUUUUCAAGAAUCAACGUGUCACUUGCCACAUCAUCAUGAUGAUAUUGCAUUUUGCAUCAUCAUGAUGGUUUAAAAGUCACCUGUAUGUAUUAUUCUAGUGCCAAACCGCAGAUUUUGUCAAUUCUUAUUCAAAAUAUGAAAUGGAAAAAACAGCAGAACUGUGUAAUUGUUACACAGAAUUUAUUUAGCCAUCCUCUCACAUUAGUUGACAUAACAUUGUUACAGUGGUUUGCGAAAGUAUUCACCCCCUUGGCAUUUUUCCUAUUUUGUUGCCUUACAACUGGGAAUUAAAAUAGAUUUUUGGGGUGUUUGUAUCAUU